Messenger RNA from Thamnophis sirtalis, 1005 nucleotides. Lineage: Eukaryota; Metazoa; Chordata; Lepidosauria; Squamata; Natricidae. The record is from RefSeq and is a predicted model, not a curated record.
AUGAGGACCCAGAUNUGCUGCCCGGACCUGCGGCUGCUGGAGGUGAAUGCCGAAAUCGAGCAAAGCACCCAGGAGUUCCAGCUGCCCAUUGAACAGCUCCAGGCUGCCUGUCCACAGCUGCAGGUGCUGCGUCUGCUCAACCUCACCUACUACCCAAAGCAGCCCCCCAGCUCUUCCCCCCCGUCCCUGGGCUUCCCGCAGCUGGAGGAGCUGUGCCUGGCCACCACGGCCUUCUCCUACGUGGACAACCACAUGCUCUGCCGGAUUCUGAGCACUUCCAGCCGCCUCCGUGUCCUCGACCUGCGUGGCUGCGUCCGCGUGACGCCCGAAGGGCUGGAGCAGCUGCCCUGCCCAGAUCUGGAGCAGCUUUACCUGGGCCUGCACUACAGUGACAGCAGCCUCUCCCGGCCCCUGGAAGGCAGCCCCCUCCUCACCUGGAAGUGGCGGCACAGCCUGCGGGAGCUGGACCUGACCAGCCAGAGCUUCAGCGAGGAAGACCUGGAGCAGGCCAUGGCUGCCUUCACCCAGGGAGGGGGAGAGGCGGGGGCACCGCAGCUGCGCUUCCUCAGCCUCACGGGGACCAAGGUUGCCCUCAGGACCGUCAGGAGCCUGAUUGCCAGCUGUCCUGCCCUCACCUACCUCAACCUCUCGUCCUGCCGCCAGUUGCCCCGGGGCAGCAAGAAGGCCUAUCGUGGUCCAGAGGAAAUCCGCCAGUGCUUGAGCCAGCUCUUGAGCCGCUCGGAGGAGGACCCAGGGACCCCAGCGGGGGAAGCUUGAGAGCUGCCACUCCUGAACUCUGGGCCAGCAAAGUUGGGAACACCCCCCUGCCCCCCCCCGUUUUCCAGGGUGGCUGAUCCUGAUUUGAAGGUGCCACCCCCUCCCCCCCCAAAGUGGGACCUCCCCACCGCAUCAGGAAGACAAAUUUCGAAGCACCUUGACUAGCUUUUGUACGUAUUUCUCUUUUCUAAUGUUUGUAGAUUCAAGUUUUGCCUGAAUAAAAGGAUU